Eruca vesicaria subsp. sativa (arugula) is the source of this 804-nucleotide messenger RNA. Lineage: Eukaryota; Viridiplantae; Streptophyta; Magnoliopsida; Brassicales; Brassicaceae. The record is from the annotation of a GenBank genome assembly.
AUGAUCUCUACGCAAGCUAACCUAUUGAAACCUUCCUUUUUCUGUGCAAGAGCUUCACACACGAAACAUGUGUUUAAGAUACCAUAUUUUACGACGUCGUUACGUUUUGAUUAUCAGCCACGUUGCAAUUUAACUCUUAGGGCGUCUGCAUCAUCAUCGACGUCUACUCAGUUUUCGCCUCUGCUGAGCCAUAAGUGUCGUCGUUUGCAGAGUUGGGAGCAGAGGAAAGGUCCUGUGGUUUGUGUUCUUGGUGGGAAGGAUAGAGAUGGUGGUAGUAAUGAGAUAUCCUCACAAUGGAAAGAAAUUGAGAAAGCUAUGGGGAACAAAUCAGUUGAAGAUAUCUUGCGUGAGCAGAUUCAAAAUAAAGACUAUUACAACAGUGGCAACACUCCUCCACGUGGAGGUGGAAGAGGAGGAGGAGGGUCAGGCGGUGGGAAUGGUGGAUCUCAAGGCUCAUCAGGAGAAGAUAAUGGUCUUCCUGGCUUUGCACAUGAAACUCUACAAGUAGUUUUAGCAACCAUAGGCUUCAUCUUUCUGUACAUUUACCUCAUCAACGGGAAAGAGUUGACCCGUCUUGCAAGAGAUUACUAUAGGUAUCUUACUGGACGACCAAAGACUAAUAGGCUGACCAGAGUUAUGGAGAGUUGGAGUAGGUUAUUGGAGCGUAUGUGGCCAAGGGGAAAAGUGUAUGACGAGUACUUGCUGGAGAAACCGAUCAUCAAUACGCCUAGCUGGCAUGAGAGCCCUGAGAAAUACAGACGUGUUGUGAAGUCUUAUGCUGAUGCAAAUCAAGAUGAUGAAUAG